AGAUGUUCUUUGAACGCGUGACUACAUGAAAGAAAAACUAACUAAACAGCACCAUCACUACUUUCUCGGGCUAGAUCACUGUGAUCUAUUUGAAAUUCUCUCGGAUUUAUCUAAUUCACACAAUAGACACAAGAUGAGCUCUCCAAAGAAAGCCACUACGGAACCCCAUGUAAUCAAAGAGGAGCUGAUAGCGAGUGGAAACUGGGUGAAGCUUGAGAAGACCACAUAUGUGGAUCCCUCUGGAAGCACCAGAACAUGGGAAACCGCAAAGAGAACAACCCGAGUAGCCAACAGUACAGCUGAUGGUGUGGGAAUCAUAGCCCUUCUGAAGCGGACCCUACAUAAAGACUGUGUCGUCAUGGUGAAGCAGUUUCGUCCUCCCUUGGGAUGCAACGUACUGGAGUUUCCUGCAGGUCUGAUUGAUGACAAUGAGAGUGCUGAAGCGGCUGCUUUGAGAGAACUGAAGGAGGAAACGGGUUACAAAGGGGAGGUCGUGGGCAUCACCCCAGUCACAUGUUUAGACCCAGGCUUGUCUAAUUGCACCACACAGAUCGUGAUGGUACAUAUUAAUGGAGAUGACAGUGAAAAUAUAAACCCCACUCAGCAGCUGGGUGAUGGAGAAUUUGUGGAGGUUGUUCUUCUACCUUUGGAUGAAUUCCAGCUUAAAAUCGAUGCGUUACUGCAUAAAGAGAAAAUCAUUGUGGACUCCAAGGUGUAUAUCUAUGCUAUGGGAAUGUCCCAGGCCUUCUUUAAACCCAGAGAGUUGCCUGUGCUGAAGCAGUGAGAUUCUCCUCUGGAAUUCACUAUCAGGCCGACAGCAGUCAAAGCUUGUGUGCUGAUCCUCAGUGAUGAAAUCAACGAGUAUUUGACCCCAGGACCUUAGAUUUUCACCACGGUUGCCUGAUAAACAUUCCUAAUAAACUAACAGUACUUAAUUAUUAAGUGUUUGCACUGUUUUACAAUUCAAGAUUAAAUAGAUGAUUAAAUAGGAUUUGUCCAAAUUUAACUAAAAGUUCUAACAGCUAGAACUGUGAAUUUGUAGGAAAUGUACUUGGUAUUGUAAUCAAAUCUUAGCAUAAAACUGACAUAAGUUUUUUUCAUAUACGUUCAGUAGCUGAUGUUAUAUAUUGUGUAUUCAAUUGUCUAAAAGGCCUGCAUUGAUUGUAAAUUGUUCUAAAACGUUACAGUUUUUUCUGGAAGAUGCAUAUGCAAACCUGUGUACACAAAUAACUAUUAAUUUUUAUCUAAUAAAUUUGACGGUUUAGAUUUUGCA
This is a messenger RNA of Pimephales promelas (fathead minnow), 1273 nucleotides long. Lineage: Eukaryota; Metazoa; Chordata; Actinopteri; Cypriniformes; Leuciscidae. The record is from RefSeq and is a predicted model, not a curated record.